CGCCGGGCGGCCCCGCUGCCGCAAGCGCCGAGCACGGGCCCUCGCCGGCAGCAAAGGAGCCGUCCCCAGUGUGGACCCGCCGGGGCGGGCGGGAGCCCGCAGAGACUCUCCUGAGGAGCGGGAGGAGACUCCCCGGGGGCCCCGCUCGGGACGGGGGGGAGUGUCUCGAGGACGUGCACACCCAAGACCUCACGGAAGGAGGCAAAUCUCCUAAAUUGCAUAGAGAGGAGCAAGUUAUUUUGCAGAGAGACCCUCACCCAGGUGACAACCAUUCUUCAAAGCAAGCAUCCCAAGGGAGAAGUCCACUGCUGGCACUUAAAGCUUCUGUCAUGGUCAAGCCACUGAAGAACUCCAGAGCUGGUGAGCCGCACCAGCAGACAAAGGAAGAAGUUGAGGAUGUUGGGCUGUUUAUUCCAUUGGAGGAGCAAGGUGGAGAGGAAGGUGAAAGAAGGAAGAGAAAGAGGAAGGCAAUCAAGCGAAAACGGGAAGGGAAAUGCCAAGAAGAGGAGGGGUCGUUGGGCUGUGACAUCAGGCUAGAUGACGCCCUUGAUCGCACCUUGGAAGAUGGAGCAAAACAGCACAACCUGACAGUUGUCAAUGUGCGGAAUAUCCUGCAUGAAGUGAUCACAAAUGAGCAUGUGGUUGCCAUGAUGAAAGCAGCCAUCAGUGAGACAGAAGAUAUACCCAUGUUUGAGCCAAAGAUGACUCGUUCCAAGUUAAAGGAAGUAGUAGAGAAAGGAGUGGUAAUUCCUACCUGGAAUAUUUCACCAAUUAAGAAGCCUAAUGAGAUCAAGCCCCCUCAGUUUGUGGACAUUCCUCUUGAAGAAGAUGAUUCAUCUGAUGAGGAAUACCAGCCAGAGGAGGAGGAGGAGGAUGAGACUGCUGAAGAGAGUUUGUUGGAAAGUGAUGUGGAGAGCACUGCCUCUUCUCCUCGGGGACCAAAGCGACCUAGGACAAGACGCUCGUCUGAUAUGAUGGAGACGGAGGAAGAGGGAGGGACACUCUCUGAGGUCGAGAAGGUUACUACACCCCUUGUUAGGCACAUUAGUGCUGAAGUGGUUCCUAUGGGGCCUCCACCCCCUCCUAAACCGAAACAGAAUAAAGACAGCACCUUUAUGGAGAAGCUACAUGCUGUGGAUGAGGAACUGGCUUCUAGUCCCAUGUGCAUGGAUUCUUACCAGUCUCUGGAAGACAGCCUUAUUGCCUUCCGCACCCGAUCAAAGAGACCCCUGAAGGAUGUGCCUCUUGGUCAGUUGGAGGCUGAGCUCCGUGCUCCAGAUAUAACACCAGACAUGUAUGACCCAAAUACUGCAGAUGAUGAAGAAUGGAAAAGAUGGCUUGGGGGACUCAUGAAUGAUGAUGCAGAGAAUGAAGAUGAGGCAGAUGAUGACGAUGACCCUGAAUACAACUUCUUGGAAGAUCUGGAUGAACCAGACACGGAAGAUUUCAGAAAUGAUCGUGCUGUGAGAAUCACCAAGAAAGAAGUGAAUGAACUAAUGGAGGAACUAUUUGAGACAUUCCAGGAUGAGAUGGGUUUUUCCAACAUGGAAGAUGAAGGCCCAGAAGAUGAAGACAGCAUUGCAGAGUCACGACCAAACUUUAAUACACCACAGGCACUCAGGUUUGAAGAGCCUCUGGCCAACUUACUGAAUGAACAGCAUCGGACAGUAAAAGAACAGCUUGAACAGCUGCGAAUGAAGAAAUCUUCAACUAAGCAACCACAGGAGGUAGAGAGGCCAAAACCUCAAAAUGAAAAGCCACUCCAAACACUGGUUUUGGAUAAUGCACAAAGAAAGAGGCUCCAGCAGCAAAUGCAGCAGCAUGUCCAGCUCCUGACUCAAAUUCACCUUCUUACCAGCUUCAACGCCAGUCUGAGUUCAGAAACCAGCACCACUAGGAUGUUUCUGACUGAGCUGAGUAACUUUGCUCAAAGCUCCAUCCUCCUUCGCCAGCAAUUCAGUUCCAAAUUUCAAACAGUAUUCCAACCAUGUAACUUGAAGGGAGCACUGCAGCUCAUUGAUGACUUCCACACCCAGGUCAAAAUUGAUUGGAGCCCUCGCAAACCUGGGAAAAAGACUGCAAAUGAAUUUCCCUGUCUGCCAAAACAAGUGGCAUGGAUUUUGGCAACAAGAAGAGUCUUUAUGUAUCCAGAGUUGCUACCAAUAUGUUCUCUGAAGGCAAAAACUCCCCGGGACAAGAUUUUCUUCACCAAGGCAGAGGACAAUUUAUUGGCUUUAGGACUGAAGCAUUUUGAUGGGACAGAGUUUCCUAAACCUUUAAUCAGCAAAUAUCUCAUGCCACCAAAGACCGCCCACCAGUUAACAGUGAGAAUCAAGAAUCUCAACAUGAACCGAGCCCCUGACAAUAUCGUCAGAUAUUACAAGAAAACAAAACAGUUGCCCAUCUUGUUCAAGUGUUGCGAGGAGGUCCAGCCUCAUGAGUGGAAACCCCCUGUAGAGAGAGAAGAACAUCGCCUGCCCUUCUGGCUGAAGGCAAGUUUAUCCUCCAUUCAAGGAGAACUGAAACAGUUAGAAGAUGCAAGAGAGACGACGGGUUCACCCUGUGCAGAGUCUGAUUUUGUGAGGACAGGAAAAGAAACAGCAGAUGCAGAAUGUGAUGGAAAGUACCCUCUGCUCUUGCCCAAGGGAAUAGUGUUGAUGCUGAAGCCCCUUGCCAACCGUUUCUCUAGGAGAGUAUGGAGGAGGCAGAGGUCUGCAGCCCUCAAGCCUCUCCUCAUUCGACCAAGUCCGUGCAUGCAGCCUAGUUCCAAUACCAUCAAUGUCCAGAAAACUGCUGUAAAGUUAUCCCAAUCAGAAGCUCCUCCAAGCAAAGUUGUGGUCCACAUUCCCCGGUUAAUCCAGCCAGCUACUGUUAUGCAGACUGUGCCUGGAAUGCAGCAUCUGAACAUCCCGUCUGGAGUAGGAAGUGGGGAAAGCCUGGACUUUCAGAACGCUCUCUCCACUCUACAUUCUGAUUCCAGAACUUGUCUUCCUGCUGGUGUACCGUCAGCACUGAUAACCUCAACCCCUGUGACUUUUCAGCCAAAAAUGGUCCUUUCAACAUUGGCUGCAUCGAAGAUCCGCAAGCCUUGUGUUCGCAGGGGAUACCAAAGGAAAAAGGGUGCAAAGCCUUCCCCUCUACUAAAAACUGCCCCUCUGAUCCAGCCGGCCCCUGUCAUCCUCACUGUACCAGCUGCCACAGUGAAAGUGGUUAAUAUUGGCAAUGGAUGCAAUAUGAUUCAACCCAUAAAUACAGCAGUUGGCAGAAGCAGUCAAACUAUUCCAGUAACUACUUUGUUGGUAAAUCCCACCACCUUCCCAUGCCCAUUGAAUCAACCUCUUAUGACUUCCUCAGUCCCUCCUUUGAUAGUCUCUUCAAAUGCUGUAGGUCUUCCUAGUUCAUCAACUGCUGAAGACAAAGAGCAAGUGAAUCCAAUCACCUCUUGUUCUGCUGUAAAUGAUGAAAAUUCCUACCCUAUAGUGGAGCCUAAAGUGGAGCACCCAGAUCUACACUCUUCAUGCCCUGCCAUCUCCCCUAAGAAGGAACACAACAUAAAUCUGGCUGCUGCCAUCAGUGACAGCCAGGAGAAGACUAAUGAGGGUGACUGUUGCAGUUGGACAGCGGAGGAGAAAGCCUUAGAGCCAUUACCUUUAGAUCUUGUGCAUUUAGGGACUUUAAGAGAAACAGUAAAAACUGAACCUGAAGAUCCCAGUGAUGUCCUCGAGGAAAACUUAACCCAGAAAAGGCAAGACUUUGCAUGUGUUGAGAUAAAAGAGGAAUUUGUGUUAGAUCUUAGGCAGGAGCUGGACAUGGAGGCCACAGCUGAACAUCUAAAUGAGCAGAAGGAAAUUAAAAAAGAGUGUGCUGCCCAGGACGAAAAGGGAGGAGAGGAAGAGAGAGGGAUGCAUCCAGCCACCCAAGAUGAACAGGAGUUGGAAGCAGCAGGUGUGACUGGGGCAGAAGUGAGUGAGUCUCCCAAGAAUGUUACAACAGAUGCUAAAGCAGAGUCCAGUAGCCCACUGGAAAAACCAGAGGACUUAUCCAGCAUGGAUGGUCAGUCUGUGGGGACACCAGCUGGUCCUGAGGCAGGAGGAGAGAAGGAUGGCCAGGAAGAGGAAGAAGAGGAGGAUUUUGAUGAUUUUACUCAAGAUGAGGAGGAUGAAGAAAUGUCAUCUGCAUCGGAAGAGUCCGUGCUAUCUGUCCCAGAACUUCAGGAGACCAUGGAAAAACUUACCUGGCUUGCAACUGAGAGGCGUUUGAGCCAGGAGGGAGAUUCUGAAGAAGAGAAUUCUCAGGAGGAGAAUUCUGAGCCGGAGGAGGAGGAGGAGGAGGAGGGAGAAGGGGAAGGAAUCGAGAGUUUACAGAAAGAAGAUGAAAUGACAGAUGAUAUCACUGAAGAUGCAGCAAUGGAGCCCAAGUCCACCUUCACUUCGACCAAAAUUGCCCCAGAGGUGGAAACAAACAGAACACCACCAGGUGAUGCUGCAAAAGUCCCUGGAAAAAACAGGAGUUCCUACAGAGCCAGGAAUAAGAGAGGACGAACUCGUGCCAGCAAGGACACCUCUAAGUUGCUGCUGCUCUUUGAUGAAGACAUUCUGGAGAGAGACCCUCUGCGAGAACAGAAGGAUUUGGCAUUUGCACAGGCCUAUCUGAACAGGGUACGUGAAGCCUUGCGUUCUGUUCCUGGGAAGUAUGAAGACUUCCUUCGUGUUAUCUAUGAGUUUGAGACCAGCUCUGACAAGCGGACGGCUGUGGACCUCUACUCCACCUUGCAGAACCUUCUGCAUGAGUGGCCACAACUGCUCACAGAUUUUGCUGCCUUUCUUUUACCAGAACAAGCUCUGGAAUGUGGACUGUUUGAAGAGCAACAAGCAUUUGAAAAAAGCCGGAAGUUCCUUAGGCAGCUGGAAAUCUGUUUUGCUGAAAAUCCUGCCCACCAUCAAAAGAUUAUCAAAGUCCUGCAGAGUUGUGCAGACUGCCUCCCCCAGGAGAUCACAGAGUUGAAGACCCAGAUGUGGCAGCUGCUGAAAGGACACGACCACUUGCAGGAUGAAUUCUCUGUCUUCUUUGAUCACUUACGACCAUCAGCCAGCCGCAUGGGAGACUUUGAAGAGAUUAAUUGGACAGAGGAGAAAGAGUAUGAGUUUGAUGGGUUUGAAGAGGUGUCAUUACCAGAGGUAGAAGAGGAAGACGAAGCCCCCAAGCUGCACACAACCUCGAAAAAUAGAAAGAGGAAAGAGAUUGGAGGCCAGAACAAUGACAAGGAGAUGGAGUGGGCAGAUGGGGGGAAAGAAUGUUCGUGCUCCUGCCAUGAAGGGAGUAGUGACCUCAAACUAAAGAAGAGCAAGAGGAGGACUUGCAGCCAUUGCAACAGUAAGGUGUGUGAUAGCAAAUUCUAUAAAAAUAAAGAUUCCCAGGAGCUUACUGGCAGCCUCUCUCAACAAGAGUUGAGCCCUCAACCUGAAGGAAAGGAUCCUGGGAUGUGUAAAGAGUCUGCAGAAGACAACCUGGAGUACAGAGAUGUGGAAUGUGUCCAGAGCAGAGUAAAGACCAUGUCUAGGAAAGCAGAUUCUCUGGCUUCAGGGUCUCGCCAGGAAGGAAAGAUGAUCUUAUGCAGAGCUGUGUCUUCUGAAGGAGGAACACUUCCUGAUAGUCAGCUCUCAGAAAUGCAGUCUGCAAAAGCUGGUAUUACAGAUGCUGCAAAGGGAAGUCAAUGUGGCAGCACUCCUGGUUGGCCCCAUGUACAAAGAGUUAAUCUGAAGCUAACUCAGCAGACAAAGAACAGCCUUUGCACAGUAGGAAGUAAUAGUGAAGUAAGACUAAAUCAGAAACAUCAAGGAGAUGGCCCUGCCAAGGACAUUUUAGGGUCUGCAUCUGCUAAAAGGAGAGGCUUCACAGGGGCUGGUUCAAAUCCUGGAAGGAGUUUGCAACAGAACACAGCCUCUCAGUCACAUUCAUCAGCAAAACCUACUGUCCUUGAAGGAAAACUUGAAGGAAGGCAAAACUGGGCUACACCAGUCACAAAACUAGAACUGAAGGCACUGGGUAACAGCUCACGCUCACAGGCCUCCAGUAACCACAUUGUUUCAGAAACAGAUUAUACAGUCUGUGCUGGAGAGUCUCCUGUUGACCUGAAAGCACAGGGCAAGCUCAAGGCAAAUACCUGUGAGUGCAUUUUCCAAGUGCAGCAACAGUCUGAGGAGCUGGAGUAUAGAGCAGCUCCUGCCUCCUUGGAACAGAGAGAAGAGGAGCUGCAACAGAAAGUCAUGGAAGCUACUGUGUGCGCAAAAAACAGCAAAGUCAGCUCUACAGGGGAGAAGGUUGUUCUCUGGACAAGGGAGGCUGACAGAGUCAUCCUAACCACCUGCCAGGAGCGAGGAGCCCAUCUGGAAACCUUCUGUGCCAUUUCACAGAAACUGGGCAAUAAAACUGCUAAUGAGGUUUCCCAUCGAUUUAAGGAACUAAUGAGGCUCUUCCACACAUCCUGUGAUGGGAGCUCUGAGGAUGAAGAAGAUGCAACAAGCACCAGCAAUGCAGACCAGCUGUCAGAUAAAGAUUUGCUCCUUUCUGAGGAAGAACAGGAUGACUGAAGCUUUAGGUUGUUAAAGAAACUACUUCAAAAAGGUAGCUGCUGGCCAGUUUGCUGCUAGAUGGAUGCUCUGGUGGAGGUAGGCAUGAGUGUUUGCACAGGGCUGUACUUCAUACGGCACCUUAUUUUUUUGGGACGACAUACACCUGUGACAAGCUGUAUGCCUACGUAAGCACAGACCUGAAUCUGUCACGUGAAGCAUUGUUGGGACAACAUUAUUCAGCCACCUUUCAAAGGAGAAUUUUGUAAGGAUUCUGUGGAAAACAGGUGAUUGAGUACAGUGGCUUAGACACUGGAUCCAUAGCCACUCUGGGUUGUGAAGCCCUACACUAAGUAGCCCUUUGAAGUCUACUGGAUUAUUGUGGAUAAUGCAGUUAAACUUCUCAUGUAAAUAGUGUAUCACAACAUGCCAAUGCUUUCUUGGGAAGUAAAUACUUUCCCAGUUUUA
Molecule: messenger RNA, 7037 nt
Organism: Gavialis gangeticus (Gharial)
Lineage: Eukaryota; Metazoa; Chordata; Crocodylia; Gavialidae
Gene: GON4L
Product: gon-4 like
Exons: 31
Coding region: 330-6590 (2086 amino acids)
Biological process (GO): regulation of DNA-templated transcription
Cellular component (GO): nucleus
Molecular function (GO): transcription coregulator activity
Source: RefSeq, a predicted model, not a curated record